AUGAGCGGAUACACGGGAAAUAACUAUAGCAGAUACUCAUCCACUUCUCCGAGACAAAGAGGGAGUUAUCACCAUGCCAGGCGAGGAAGAGGUGCAAUAAGCGGAUCGUAUUACAGAGGCGGUAGUGCGUCUUAUGGCGCGAGAUACAACGACGAAUAUGAGCAACCGCCUCAAGAGGGAGAUUCGAGACAGUCCGGAACUUACUACAGAAACGGAUACACGGAGACAAGACCGUACUAUCCAUCUAAUGGUAGGCAUUAUCAAGCAUCGUCUCAUAGAUACAACAGUAAUACGAAUUUCCACCACACACCACACCGUGGCAGUAGUCAAGAUGUGAACGGCAGAUCUAUAGGUGGCUCGCAAAAUGAUAAUGAACGACUUAAAUCCAGAUAUCAAAACACGCAGGCAGAGUAUCCCCACCAACAAUCGAUGAGCGCUGGUAGCAGCGGUGGUGUCAGCAGUGGUAGCAGCAGCAGCAGCAGCAGCAACGGACUUCCGCCCCCACCCUUAGUAUCAUCUGUAACCCAUAGUAGGCCAUUUUACAACACUGGUUACCAAUAUGCCAACAGUUAUAAUUACAGUAACUAUCGCCACCGUGAGACGCCGCCCCCUCCUUCGAAUGGCCACCAAGCAAACAGUUACCCAGCGCAUGCAUCCGAGAGAAGGAGUAUCAGUGGCGGCUCUGGCAUCAGCGUGGACAAGAAGAAAAGAGUAGUGGAUAUAAAAGAUUCCCCUUUUCUUUACUUGACAGAUUUUGAUAAGAAUGUCAAGAAGACAAACACUACUGAAAGCGAAUGUGAAAAAGCAAGAGAGGUUUUCAAAGAAAGCGAUAACAUCGAUUCUGCUCUGCAAGAUCUGACCCUUAAAGUAAAUUCUAAUGAGUUAGAGUUGCGACUCCUAAAUAACCAGUGCGACAAGCAUGCAUUAAACAUACAACUGACCCAGGAGAAACUGGACUCAUUGUUAUUAAUGCAGUAA
This is a messenger RNA of Saccharomyces mikatae IFO 1815, 978 nucleotides long. RefSeq names its product Lge1p (gene LGE1). Bases 1 to 978 code for a protein of 325 amino acids. Lineage: Eukaryota; Fungi; Ascomycota; Saccharomycetes; Saccharomycetales; Saccharomycetaceae. The transcript has a single exon. The record is from RefSeq and is a predicted model, not a curated record.